AUGUGUCAACUGAGAGAAGUGGUUCAAGAAAAAGAGAGCGGCUUAGAUUCAUUAGUUGUGGAAGAUGGAUCGAACUGGAGCAUGGGACAGAGACAGCUGUUCUGUUUAGGCAGAGCAGUUUUGAGAAGAAGCAGAGUAUUGGUCCUUGAUGAAGCAACGGCGUCGAUAGACAAUGCCACAGAUUUGAUACUUCAGAAAACAAUUCGGCGAGAAUUUGCGGAUUGCACCGUCAUAACCGUCGCUCACCGUAUCCCCACCGUCAUGGAUUGUACAAUGGUUCUCUCCAUCAGCGACGGACGAAUUGUGGAGUAUGAUGAGCCGAUGAAAUUGAUGAAGAAGGAAGACUCGUUGUUCGGGAAGCUUGUGAAAGAGUAUUGGUCUCAUUACCACUCCGCUGACUCACGUUGA
Microthlaspi erraticum is the source of this 408-nucleotide messenger RNA. NCBI's taxonomy places the organism in Eukaryota, Viridiplantae, Streptophyta, Magnoliopsida, Brassicales, Brassicaceae. The record is from the annotation of a GenBank genome assembly.